Chelmon rostratus (copperband butterflyfish) is the source of this 2400-nucleotide messenger RNA. It is a transcript of the gene cdh8, whose product is annotated as cadherin 8. The transcript is spliced from 11 exons. NCBI's taxonomy places the organism in Eukaryota, Metazoa, Chordata, Actinopteri, Chaetodontiformes, Chaetodontidae. Bases 1 to 2400 code for a protein of 799 amino acids. The record is from RefSeq and is a predicted model, not a curated record. Gene Ontology annotation, molecular function: cadherin binding; calcium ion binding. Gene Ontology annotation, biological process: cell morphogenesis; homophilic cell-cell adhesion; cell-cell junction assembly. Gene Ontology annotation, cellular component: axon terminus; synaptic cleft; catenin complex.
AUGCCAAAGCGGUCCGAGGAGAUGCUCAUGGAUCUGUGGAUGUCCUUGCUGCUGGUGUGGAUUACUUGUGUUCCCUGCGUGUCUAUGACUCCUAUCAUAGGCCAGUCCGAAAGUACACAAACUGGUGGGUCUGCAGUGGUGGCGAGCGGUCUUGGCGAAGGACAAAGAUUACUGAGCCGCGCCAAGAGAGGAUGGGUUUGGAAUCAAAUGUUUGUGCUGGAGGAAUUUUCUGGACCCGAUCCAAUUCUAGUUGGCAGGCUACACACAGACUUGGAUGUGGGUGGCAAGAACAUCAAGUACGUCCUAGCAGGUGAGGGGGCAGGCACCAUCUUCGCCAUCAACGAGUUAACAGGCGACAUUCACGCUAUGAAGAGGCUGGACCGCGAGGAGAAGGCCGAGUACACGCUAACAGCCCAGGUCAUUAAUGCCGACACGGACGAGCCCUUGGAGCCGCCGUCCGAGUUCAUCAUCAAAGUCCAGGACAUUAACGACAAUCCGCCGCAGUUUGUGGAAGGCCCGUACCGAGCCUCUGUUCCAGAAAUGUCUGCUGUCGGUACCCCAGUUACCCGGGUAACAGCUACAGAUGCUGAUGAUCCAGUGUACGGGAACAGCGCUAAACUAGUCUACAGCAUACUGGAGGGACAACCAUAUUUCUCCAUAGACCCCAACUCAGCGACCAUAAAAGUCGCUCUCCAUGGGAUGGAUCGGGAGAUGAGAGAGGAGUACCUGGUGGUCAUUCAAGCCAAGGACAUGGGAGGUCACAUGGGGGGCUUGUCUGGAACCACGACUGUCACCGUCACGCUAACGGACAUCAACGACAAUCCCCCGAAGUUCUCUAAAAGCUUGUACGAGUUUGUGAUCGCCGAAGACCUACCAACAGGAAAAAUGGGCGGCAAGGUGAAAGCAAACGACAGAGACAUCGGUGAGAAUUCCAAGUCAACGUACAGCAUCGUGGAGGGAGAUGAGCAAGGCAUGUUCGAGGUUAUCACCGACGCGCAGACACAAGAAGGGAUUCUCCGACUGAAAAAGACUUUAGACUUUGAGAGCAAGAGAGCCUACACCCUGAAGGUUGAAGCCACCAACAUCCGCUCUGAGCCCAGCGGCGGUGGGCCCUUCAAAGACACAGCUACAGUGAAGAUCGUGGUCGAAGACUCCGAUGAACCUCCUGUGUUCUCCAAACCGAUGUACUUACUGGAAGUGAAGGAGAACGCUCCUAUCAACACGGUCAUAGGGACAGUGACCGCCAGGGAUCCUGACUCCACUGGGAGCCUCGUCAGGUAUUUCAUCGAUCGGCACACAGACAUGGAGAGGCAGUUCAACAUCAACGUGGACGAUGGGAAGAUCACGCUGGCCAAGCCGCUGGACCGCGAGACGGACAUGUGGCACAACAUCACAGUAACCGCCACAGAAGUCAGAAACCACAGUCAGAUAUCGAGGGCGAUUGUGGCCAUCAGAGUAAUGGACAUUAAUGACAAUGCCCCUGAGUUUGCCACCGAAUACGAGGCCUUUCUGUGUGAAAAUGGAAAAACUGGACAGGUGAUCCAGACUGUCAGCGCUGUGGACAAAGACGACCCGAUCCAGGGCCACUACUUUGACUAUCGCCUGGUCCCGGAGAUGCUCAACAACCCCAAUUUUACCAUCAAGAACAACCAAGACAAUUCAAUCAGCGUUCUAGCCAAGCAUGAUACCUUCCGACGACAGAAACAGGAGAUGUACUUUCUGCCAAUCAUUGUGACGGACAAUGGGAAUCCACCGAUGAGCAGCACCAACACCUUGACCAUCCGAGUCUGUGGGUGCAGUAAGGAUGGCAUUGUCCAGUCCUGCAAUGUGGAGGCCUACGUCUUACCUAUCGGCCUCAGCAUGGGAGCUCUCAUUGCCAUCCUGGCCUGCAUUAUACUGCUGUUAGUAAUAGUAGUACUAUUUGUGACCCUGAGGAGACACAAGAAUGAGCCCCUAAUUAUAAAGGAUGAUGAAGAUGUGAGGGAGAAUAUUAUUCGUUACGAUGACGAAGGAGGCGGCGAGGAGGACACGGAGGCUUUUGACAUCGCAACGCUGCAGAACCCGGAUGGUAUCAAUGGCUACCUGCCACGCAAGGACAUCAAGCCUGACCUGCAGUUUAUGCCCCGGGCUGGCCAGCACUCGGGCCCGAACGGCGUGGACGUGGACGAAUUCAUCAACGUACGGCUGCAUGAGGCAGACAAUGAUCCCACAGCGCCGCCAUACGACUCCAUCCAGAUCUAUGGAUACGAGGGCCGGGGAUCCAUCGCCGGCUCCCUCAGCUCACUGGAGACGGCGGCGUCGGACUCGGACCAGAACUAUGACUAUCUCAGAGAGUGGGGCCCACGCUUCAGAAGACUUGGGGAGCUCUACUCUGUGGGCGAGAGCGACCGCGAGACCUGA